AUGUCGGAUAGCGAGAGUUAUAGCGAACCGGACGCGGUCAUCAUCGACCGCGACGAUGUGAGCAACUACAACCCCGACAAUGUACUUCCUCUUCCGGCCGAGGAGAUUCACAAAAUCAGAGAAUGGCUCGAGCCUACGCCAUACGCUGUUGUCGGCGGCGAGUAUCGGAAACAUCUCAACUCUCACGCAUCUGGGACCGGACAGUGGCUUACCUCCACCGAGGAAUACAAACAGUGGUUGCAUGGCGAGGACUGCGGGCUGCUUUGGAUCAAGGGAAUCCCUGGGUCUGGCAAAUCUGUUCACGCUGCUAAAUUGAUCAAUGAUAUUGAGUCGGCGAAUCCUGGGUGUCCGGUUCUCUAUUUCUUCUUCCGGCAGAUCAUCGCCGCCAACCACACACCACAAGCCCUCACCCGGGAUUGGAUGGAUCAGGUCUUGAAAUACAGUCCGCCGCUGCAACAUCGGCUGUUAGAGUAUGUGGAGAAGAAGAUACCGCUGAGCUCAUUAUCGACUGGUGACCUGCUGAAGGAUCUGCAAAUGGCAUUUCGAGGACUGCCUGAUAAGGUCUUCUGUGUUGCCGACGCUCUCGAUGAGAUGGAUACGGGCAAUGAUGCCUUUCUCAGGGCACUCGGUCUUCUUGGCUGCGACAGGCCUGCCAAGGUCAAGGUCUUGAUCACAAGUCGACCUGUUGCUAGGGUAGAGACGCCCUUAGGGCAGAUUCCUGCUCUUCAUAUCAGGCUAGAGGAGCGGCUUGUUGACGUUGACAUCUCGACCUACGUGCAUUCAGCGCUGUCCGAGUCAUGUAUCCCUCGUGACAAGUGGGAUGCAAUCGCGAGUGCCGUACCCGGCCGAGCGAACGGCCUAUUUCUAUACGCAAAGCUAGCCAUGGAGGCGUUCCUUGAACCGGGUGCAGACCUGGAGACUGUAUUAGCACAUCUCCCUGCGGAUCUCAAUGUUCUUUACACCGACCUGUUGAGGGAGCAUGUCAGACGAUCCGGCGUAUCACCGAGCCUUCAGCGGCUCAUUCUCCAGGCAGUCACCCACGCUACGCGGCCGCUUCGACUGAUCGAGCUGGCUGAGAUGUGCCGAGUCGUAACUCCUGCUGGUGCCGGCAAGGACCUGAGGGCCAUGAAAGAUCUCAUCAGGGUCGCAUGUGGACCGCUGCUGGAGAUCCUUCCCGACGAGACGGUAUCUGUCGUCCAUCACUCCUUCACCGAGUAUCUCAAAGGAACGACGCGUUUGGAAGACGACGAAGGCUAUGCGGUCCUUGGACAAGGUCCAUCGCAGGCCCAGCUGGCCCUGACAUGCCUGCGUUAUCUUCUUACCACAAAAUGUCUCGACGAGGUCAAGUCUAGUAUUGACGACAGCCUGGAGGAACCAGGUUAUGGUGAUUAUGCUGGAGAAACUGAGAGCACAUGGGUCCCUGGCAGCAUAACCGAGCUACGCAUCAAGUUCCCCUUCUUUGCCUAUGCCGUCAGCAAUUGGCACGUCCAUGUCAGGAAGUCGGGAGCGGCUUGCUAUCCCCAAGACGAGAUCAACGCACUUCUUGAUCGGUUCAUCGCCGUCGACGACACGCGCAGGGCUUGGCUCGAGGUUGCAUGGCCGGGAAGGGUAUGGAAUGCACGCAAAUUCUCGGCACUGCAUGUCGCAGGGAGGUAUGGACUGGCGGCGUACGCGAGGGAGCUGGUCGCGAGAAGACCCAGCGACGUGGAUGCAUGUGAUGUCUGCGGCAAAACCCCAUUGUGGUGGGCUGCUUCUGAGGGCCAUGCUGCCACGGUCAGCGAGCUGAUGACUGCUGGCGCCGACCCUACUCACGAGUGCAAGUCCAGCGGAUACCAACCGCUACACGAGGCUGCUUGUAAGAACCACCACGAGGUCAUCAAGAUACUGCUCGAGGCUGGCAUCGAGCCGCUGACCCCGGUUGGCCUCGCGGAACACGAUAUGUGCUACUCUGGCUCCUCCUCCGGCGACAGAAGAUCCGGUCUCACAAUUGCUUGCGAGAAGGGCCACGUCGAAGCCGUAAGCGCAUUCCUUCCGUACGUCGAUCUCGAUUCGUUGCAUCGUGGCUUGUCGUGGGCUGCACUUGCAGGACAGGCAGGCGUUGUCAAGCUCAUAUUGUCGCAGCCUGGGAUCAAUGUUAAUGAAGUGGUCCGAGGUAGCACAGCUCUCUUCAAGGCUUGCUUAAAACGAGACCUGGCUACGAUAGAGGUUCUGCUCGAUGCCGAAGCUGACGCAAAGCUGCUCCACGAGGCUCGGGAACCUGAGUUCGAGUCGUAUAGAAGCUAUACAAGCAGGAAUACUCCUGACGACUCCUACCUGAAGUUCUCCUGUCUUCAUGCGCUUUGCGGCACCGUUCCCGAUAACCCCGCGUCCUACCACGACUGGGAUGAUGACGACGGCUGCCAGAUGGCGUCGCUUCUCAUCGAUGCUGGCGUUGACAUUCACUACGAGACGGAUGGUGGAAAGACUGCUCUGCAUUCUAUCGUUGGCACGUCCUACUACGUAGCUCAGGUUCUCUUACAAGCUGGAGCCUCAGCUAACGCGAGGGACGCCCACGGUCGAACGCCGCUAUACUACUCAUCGAUACCGGCUUGCGUUCAUCUGCUGGCUGACGAGGGCGACGCUGACCUCAAUGUGCGGGACUUGCAUGGAGACACACCUCUCCUCGCAGCCCUGGAGACGUACGGCAAGGAGAACAUAGUCUUGAUGCUUCUCUAUUGCGGGGCGGAUGCUGAGAUUCUCAACGCCGCCGGCGACAAUGCGCUGCAUGUUGCACUUAAGAACUAUGGCGCAUCACGAAACAUUAUCGAAGCGCUACUCAAGAGCGGCGUAGACCCUGACGCGCGGAACCGACGAGGUGAGACGCCCCUGAUGUGCUCGUCCAGUCCCAACGACGCCGAGAAGAUCUGGGACCUGCUAUUGGCAGCUGGAGCCGACAUCAAUGCCCGGGACAGGAAGGGUCACACCAUCUUCUGGCGGCAGGUCAAGCAGGCGCCCAGGGCAAAGGAUGAUGUGCGCUUCCUCCUGGACCACGGAGCCUCGCCCUUUGUAAGGGACUUGCAAGGGAGGACGUGUUUGCACGAAGCUAUCAAAAGGCGUGAUUCUACCUCUAACCAUAGUUCUGUCAGCCCUGAGAGCACUUGGCGCCUGGAUUUCCUGCUGGAGAUUGGCCUCGACCACACUGCGGUUGACAAGAACGGGAAUUCGCUCCUCCACGAGCUUGCCGCCCGAGAGGGAGACAAGGACGCCUACGGGCGUGACUGGGUGCUGCCACUCUGGAAGCGGCUCGUUAACGACUUGAAGCUGGAUGUUGAUCAACAGAAUAGCUAUGCUAACGCGGAAGCAAACACAACACAGUCCAUGGGUCGCACGCCUCUCCAUAUCCUGUGCGAUGCGUUUCCUGGGGAUGCUGAACGGUAUACCCGAGAUCCUGAGCCCAUCGACUUCCUCCUCGCGCAGAUGAAGGACGUCCACGCCAUGGAUGCUACUGGUAUGACAGCGCUGCACGUCGCCGCCACCCGGACCGAGUACUGCACCUUGAAACUCUUGGAGGCAGGUCUCGAUCCUCGAGCCAUUACGAAUGCAGGUGCCACACCGCUGCAUCUUGCUGCCCGGGCGGAACAGAGCAACAUUGUCGGGAUAUUGGUGCGUGCUCUUGAAGACGGACAAGGUCAAAUCCAAGGUAUCAAUGCUAAGGAUGCGGCUGGACUCACUCCGCUCUACCAUGCCGUUCGAAGUGGUAGGCACGAGACUGUGAUGAUUCUCCUCUCAGCAGGCGCGGAUCCGAACGCUGGCUGCGAUCUCUUCAAGGCCUGUGGUGAGUUCGAGCAAGAAAAUGCGCGUCUCACAGUGGUCAAUGACAUUUACUACGACCCGUUGACUCUGCGGGAGUCCGAAAGAGAGGUCUCGGCCAGAGAAGCGAGACUGCACUCUACCAGUUUUCCCCGGGCGAAGGUGUCUUCUCUGGAUACCAGGAGGCUGGAAGAGAUCGUGAAACUGCUGAUACAAUUUGGAGCCGACGCAUCCAGAAUCGCCAAGAGCGACAGCAACUCCCACAGUGUCGUUGGUGACUGUGUGUGGCAAGGCAAGGCAUACACGGCCAGCUGUCUUAUAGACAAUGUCCCGACGUCGCUUUGGGUCGAGGAGGGCAAGAUAGCACCCUACUCAAACUUCCUUUCUAUCAGCGCCGCCGCGUACGAUCCUUCACUUGCCAAGUCGGACAGUUUCCCUUCGGUUGGGCCUGAUCACAAGCGCUCUAUACACUUUGACCUCUUCAUCAAACAAAAGCAAUACCAGCUUGUGAAGGAGCUUGCCAAGCGCGGCACCAGAUUUCUCCCAGAUCCUCGUGACGAAUUCAACUUUAGUCACUUCUCGGUGCUGAUCGAGCAUGGUUUCUACCUACUGGUGAAGAAAAUUGGCGCCAUCGAGGCAAAGCGCGCCCUCGACAAGGGCGACUGGCACGCCUUCGGCGACAGGUCCAAGCCGGGCUUGUGGUGCGCAUACCAGGCGGCGGACGAGGACAAGUCUGAUCGCGGAGGACGCUUCAUUUCUGAGAGCAUGCCGAAGCCUUUCCUACUGCUUGAAGCAGUCCAGCGUUCCUUUCUCAACAUUGAGAUCGUGAAGUCGCUCGUAGAGAACUUUCACGUCGACGUCAACGAGAGAGCUUGGGAACGCGACUAUUCCGACAACCGGUCAGGAUUCACACAUGGUGACUCCGCCCUUCACCACGUCUCACGAGGCUUCCAUUGGUGGCAUGUUCACUUCGCAAUGAAGUAUCUCCUCACAGUCCAGGGAAUUCUUGUCGACCUCCGCGGUAAGGACGGUCUCACGCCUCUCCAUGUGGCAGCUGGGGGUGGCAGGUACUGCAGCAAGCCUGCACCGCAUGCUCGCGACGCAGCAAGGCGUCUUCUCAAGGCUGGUGCGGACAUUCACGCCCUGACCAAUCGUGGUGAGAGCUGUCUUAGCCUGGCUGCGCAUGACAUCCAGAUGGUGUGUCUCUUGUUGGAGCACGGCGCUAUCGCGUCCCCUGAUGACCUUGCGUCGGCCAUCGAAGCUGGCCGGAUAGAUGUUCUCCAAAAGCUCCUAGACGCAGGGCGUGGUACUGGUGAAGAGCGUUCAGACUUGGACCUCAGUUUAGCCCUUCGUACAGCAGGACAGCUGUUCAUGAAGUACGAUCCCAGUGAUCAAGACGACGAUGUCUGGAGGCCUACGGUCGACAACCAGAUCGCCAUUCGGAUGAUUGAAAUGCUCAUCAAACAUGGAGCAAACCCCUUGUGCCACUAUGUGUACUGUUCAGAGGAGGAGUACGACGUUCCGAGGCUACGCUGGCGCCCUCACAUCCACUUCAACGAUGACCUUCCGCUCGCUUGCCCGAGUACGGAGCAUCAGGAGGUGUCCUUGCUCCACGAGCUAAUUCGUACAGUUAGAGACUUCCAAAUUCGACCGUUUCUUGUCCCUGGCCUUGAUAUCAACCACAGAGAUCCGUUUGGACGGACCAUUCUACAUGAAGUCUGCCAGAAAGUUGACUUGCUCAACAAACCCUACAGCCAGCCUCAACAGUCCACGGCUACUGUCCAAGACGAGAGCCAAGAUCACGAAACUACUUUCCAGCGCCUGGUGGCACUCAGUGCCGAUGCCACCGCGCUUGAUCAACGUGGCCAGAGCGCUCUUGUGUCCCUCAUCCGUGCCAGCGGCUGGUCCGCCGCACCGACUUCAGGCGAGAGAAACGCACUGGAGGUUCUACUCCGCCUGGCGCCUGAGCUCGUACACGUUGCUGAUUCCUGCGGCGAUACUCCGCUGAUACACGCUGCACGAGCGGCGACCCGUCCUGCAGCUAACACGGAGAUCAUCAAGCACCUUCUUGCAGCGGGCGCUUCCCCUCUUGUGACAAACAAAAACGGCGAGAAUGUGCUGCACAUGCUAGCAGAAGAUCUCGGCACGGCAGGCCUCCGCGGGAUCUUCCGCGAGCUCGUCGACCGCGGCGCCGACAUCAACCAGCGCAGCAACACAGGAGAGACGCCGCUGUUCAGGUUCGCCCACCGGUGCCCGCAGGACGCCGAUCGUCACUACGAUCCAGACUGGAGCAAGAGACGCGUCAGGGGCGACGAGUACGAGGAGCCGCGGGAACAGGGGGCCAUCGCUCUGCUGCAGGAGCUCGGCGCCGACUUCGCAGCGAGGGAUAACGAGGGACGAGGCCUGCUGCAUGUGGCAGCGGCGGAUGGAGGGGAUGCGGUUCGGUACCAGGAGCUCAUGGCUGCGGGUUUGGAUCCGAUGUUGGAGAACAAAGCGCAGCAGACGGCGAUUGAUGUGGCAGCGGCGCAUUCGAACACUGCGAUACUUGAGAUCUUUGAGAAGAAGGCCAGGAGGUAG
Molecule: messenger RNA, 6366 nt
Organism: Clonostachys byssicola
Lineage: Eukaryota; Fungi; Ascomycota; Sordariomycetes; Hypocreales; Bionectriaceae
Source: the annotation of a GenBank genome assembly